AUGUCAUAUAAUUUCCUUACAAAUUUAUCGGAUGACUACCUUACGGUCUUAGAAAAUGAAAAAUAUUCAGAUGUUACCAUCAAAGUUGGCAAAGCAGAUAAGUGCAGAGAAUAUAGAGCACAUAAACUUAUUCUUUCAGUUCGUUCAAGGUUCUUUGAAAAAGAAAUUCAAGAACAAUAUAAUAGAAGCACAAUUGUUCUAGAAUAUGAAAAUUUUGACUCUCAAGCGUUUGGAUACAUUUUACGUUAUUUGUAUGUUGGAACGUUUAACUUGGAAUCAAGAGAUAUAAAUUUUAUCUUAAACAUGCUGAUUAUCGCUGAUUUAAUUCAUCUUACAAACCUCGUUAAUGUGCUUCAACGUUAUUUAAUUGAAAAAAGAAAGAGUCAACUAAAUAAUCAAUUUAGUCUGGUUCACAAAGUUAGUUCUAAACAUCAGUCAUUCAAAAGUUUGCAUGAACAUUGCGAUAAAACCUGUCAGAUUACCCCUGAUGUUGUUUUUAAAGCUCUUGAUUUCGUCAACAUUCAUAAAGAUGUUUUGGUAUACCUUCUUGAAAACAAGAAGCUCAAAUUAUAUGAAAUUCAAAAAUGGGAUUAUAUUCUUAGGUGGGGGCUGGCUCAGACUCCUUCAAUUCCUUUCACAAUCUCUUCCCAUGAUUCUUCUUAUGAUACCUCAUUAUGGUUAAGAGAACACUUUAGGGAUUUAUCGGUUACCACUAAACCAAUGAUUAAUUUAAUUGAUCUGAAGCAAAUUUCCAGAAAAGAUUUUUGCGAUAAGGUCAAACCCUUUAAAAAAUUGUUAGAAAAGCACAAUUAUGAUGAUCUUCUUAGUCAUCACUUAAGCGUAGAGGAACCAAAAAUU
Funneliformis caledonium is the source of this 858-nucleotide messenger RNA. The record is from the annotation of a GenBank genome assembly. NCBI's taxonomy places the organism in Eukaryota, Fungi, Glomeromycota, Glomeromycetes, Glomerales, Glomeraceae.